Messenger RNA from Pistacia vera, 405 nucleotides. RefSeq lists its product as uncharacterized. The coding region runs from base 1 to 405 and encodes 134 amino acids. The record is from RefSeq and is a predicted model, not a curated record. The transcript has a single exon. NCBI's taxonomy places the organism in Eukaryota, Viridiplantae, Streptophyta, Magnoliopsida, Sapindales, Anacardiaceae.
AUGCUCACUUUACAAGAGUUGUAUAGUGAGAAUCCAAGGGUGAAGGAAUACAAACUAUGUGCGACACUGUUCGGAAUAAGACUAAGGGAAGGUCUUUCCCCAGAUGAUCAUGUCAUUAAGAUGAUAAAUAUUCUAGGGCGACUGGAUGCAUUUGGGAUUGUAAUGUCAGACAGUCUCAAAGUGAAUUUGAUUCUGCAAUGCCUUCCACCCAGUUUCAAGCCCUUCAUCACAAAUUAUAGUCUCAAUAGGAUUGAGUACACUCUUCGUGAAUUACUGAAUGAGAUUCUGCAAUUCUACAACCAAGGAAGAAAAGAGAAAAGACAAGAAGAAUUUCUUGUGGCUUCUUCAAGUAAGACUAAGAAGAAGGAAUGGAAAUCCAAGAAAGGUUCAAAAGUUGGACCGUAG